AUGCUUUCACAUCGAGAGGAACAAGAUUCGGAGCAGCAGGAAUCCCCUGCUGCUGCUGCUCCGAGUCUUCCAGCAGCAUAUGUAAGUAAAACUAUGGACAAAGAGGCCAUGGUGAGCCAAGUCAUAAAUCCCAAGGCCACUGCAUGCUUUGACGGAGCAGCAGCCAACACUGCAACAGUGGAAGUGGGAGCACAACAUGAAAAGCCACAGGCCCUGCAACCCACAGAGCCAGCAGAGCCUGAGGCAGCAAUAAUAUCAGCAGUAUCAUCAUCAGCAUCCACUGCACAGCCGGUGCCUCAACAGCCCCCUAGUACAGUGGCUAUGGAAACAGCUGCAAGUCUACCAAAUGAAACUACCGUAGCUACAGAAGCGGUGCCUGCCAAGGUAGACUCAGCAGCAUUCUCAGCUCCAUGCAGUUCGAUCAACAGCAACAACAUGUGGAAGGAGGCUCUGGAGCGUGAGAUUGUUAUCGACGGGGAAACCGAAAUGGAUGACUUUAUUGUUGCAGCACAUGUCGCUCAGGCUGACACGUUGAUGCUGCAGAAGCUGAAGCUCGCUGAACCCUUUCCUCCCAAAUUGCGUAACCGAGCUCCCGCUGCGGCUGCCAGACAGGAGGGAGGAGGCAGCAGCAGUAGCGAGAGCAGUGACAGCGAGGGUGAGAUUCCAGCAGCAUCUCGGGCUGGAACAGCAGCAGCAGAUGUGGUUGACGGGGAUUAUUGCAGCGAUGAGGAAGGAGCAGGUAAAACGGCUAAAGAAGACUUGCGUUCCCUUAUCCAGCCAAUCGAGGUCGCAGGUUUGCCCGAGCGCGUGCCCGAUGGCGCUGAGUUACAAGCGUGUGGGAGCAUCGAAUCCGUCAUAGGAGAUGUUAUCUGCAUUAAGGCCAACCUCGGUGCUAACCCCAUGGAUUUGGGGUCGGUUGUUUGCCUCGAAGAUCGGCGAAUUCUUGGCGUGGUAGCAGACACAUUCGGGCCUACUUCUUCACCCUUCUACGUGGUGUACAUACAGCCGAGCGCCCUUGCUGCAGCACGGGAUACCGUGAAGCCGGGUGCAGGCGUCUUGUGUGAUUUGGAGCACGCCUCCUUCUUGAUGGAUCAGCAUGGGAAAGCCCUUGACUACCUGCACACCAGGGGAGGAACAUGGCAGGAGCAAUCGGGCAGCGGCUUGCGAGCAUCCUCGCCAGUAUAUACGCAGCAUGCACAGAGUUCCCUGAAGCAGCAGCACCCUAGUAUCCCCCCGCCACCUCCUCAGCCAACCCACGGGAUCCACAUGCAGCAGCAAGAGCAGGUUCCAAACCAGCAGCCGCAUUCACGAUGCAGAGCCUGCUUACAAGAAUGCAGCGGCUUGCAGCAACAAUCAGAACAAUGUAGCUGUUCUUGGUGCCCUCCAAUCCUCGGAACGCUGCCUCCUGCUUGA
This is a messenger RNA of Cyclospora cayetanensis, 1413 nucleotides long. RefSeq lists its product as uncharacterized. The transcript is spliced from 9 exons. The record is from RefSeq and is a predicted model, not a curated record. Lineage: Eukaryota; Apicomplexa; Conoidasida; Eucoccidiorida; Eimeriidae. Gene Ontology annotation, biological process: box H/ACA snoRNP assembly; ribosome biogenesis; pseudouridine synthesis. Gene Ontology annotation, cellular component: sno(s)RNA-containing ribonucleoprotein complex. Gene Ontology annotation, molecular function: RNA binding. Bases 1 to 1413 code for a protein of 470 amino acids.